CACCUGGCGCUGUACAGACAGUUGCCGAGCGGCGGAGUCCAGAGCGGGGCUGGCGGAGGCGAAGAGGGGGAGAGAAUGUGACAAGUGGCGGCUCUCACUGUUGCCUUGGGAGGCCUCCCGCACCUGUCUCGUGGCCAGAGGAGAGCUGCUGCUGUCGGAGCCGCCGAGCCAGCAAGGAGCCGCCGCCGCCGCCGCCGCCGCCGCCGUCCUCCUCCUCCUCUUUGGCCGAAAGCCGGAGCGGCGUGCAGAAGAAGGAGAGCAGAAGAAGAAAAAAGAAGAAGAAGAAAAAAAAAGAAGGAGGAGAAGAAGGAAAGAAAAGGGGUUGCAGGAAUAGAGCCAAGGGAGGGGGUUGCCUUUGAUCCAAACGAGAGAGAGAGAGAGAGAGAAGGAGGAAAAGAAAAAGAAAGACAGGAAGGAAGGAAGGAAGGAAGGAAAGAAAGAAAGAAAAGAAAAGAAGGGAAGGGACAUGACUUCUUCAUUCAAGCUGGAUUUUCUGCCAGAGAUGAUGGUCGACAGCCGCCUGUUAGUUUCUGACAGAAUCAACGGCACAGCUAACAAGAUGAAUGGCGCUCUGGAUCAUUCAGACCAACCAGACCCCGAUGCUAUUAAGAUGUUUGUCGGGCAGAUUCCCCGCUCGUGGUCAGAAAAAGAAUUGAAAGAACUUUUUGAGCCUUACGGAGCUGUUUACCAGAUCAACGUUCUCCGAGAUCGGAGUCAGAACCCGCCCCAAAGUAAAGGUUGUUGUUUCAUAACGUUUUAUACCAGAAAAGCGGCACUAGAAGCUCAGAAUGCGCUGCACAAUAUUAAAACUUUACCUGGGAUGCAUCAUCCCAUUCAGAUGAAACCUGCAGAUAGCGAAAAGUCCAACGCUGUGGAAGACAGAAAAUUGUUCAUAGGAAUGGUUUCGAAGAAGUGUAAUGAGAACGAUAUCAGAGUGAUGUUUUCUCCAUUUGGCCAGAUAGAAGAAUGCCGAAUCCUUCGGGGACCAGACGGACUCAGCAGAGUGCACAGCUUCAAUACGGAGUCUAGCCGAGGCUGUGCGUUUGUCACGUUUUCGACAAGGGCAAUGGCACAGAAUGCAAUCAAAGCUAUGCACCAGUCCCAGACCAUGGAGGGCUGUUCUUCACCAAUUGUCGUGAAGUUUGCUGAUACCCAAAAGGACAAAGAGCAAAGACGUUUACAACAGCAAUUGGCACAACAAAUGCAACAGCUCAAUACUGCCACAUGGGGAAACCUUACAGGCCUUGGAGGAUUUACCCCACAGUACCUGGCUAGAUUAGACAUUAAUAUGGAUUUACAGCAUCGGCUCUGGGGACCUUCAUUCCAACACCAGGCAGAAGCAAGAGACUGUAUAAAUCUUCUGCAGCAAGCAACAUCCUCCAGUAACUUGGGUGCCUUCAGUGGCAUUCAACAAAUGGCCGGCAUGAAUGCUUUACAGCUACAAAAUUUGGCAACCUUAGCAGCUGCAGCCGCCGCGGCCCAGUCCUCAGCCAACACCGCCAAUGCGAAUCCACUCUCCACAGCAUCAGGGGCCCUUGGUGCACUCACAAGCCCAGUGGCUGCAUCAACAGCAAAUUCCACAGCUGGGGCAGCAAUGAAUUCUUUGACUUCUCUGGGGACUCUACAAGGACUAGCUGGAGCAACGGUUGGAUUGAAUAAUAUUAAUGCACUAGCAGGUACCGUAAACAUUGCUCAAAUGCUCUCAGGUAUGGCUGCCCUGAAUGGAGGACUCGGUGCAACAGGCUUGACCAAUGGUACAGCUGGCACAAUGGAUGCCCUCACCCAAGCCUACUCAGGAAUACAGCAGUAUGCCGCUGCGGCACUGCCCACGCUAUACAGUCAAAGUUUGCUACAACAACAAAGUGCUGCAGGCAGCCAGAAAGAAGGUCCAGAAGGAGCAAACCUUUUCAUUUAUCAUCUCCCACAAGAGUUUGGAGACCAGGACAUUCUGCAGAUGUUUAUGCCUUUUGGAAAUGUUAUUUCUGCUAAGGUCUUCAUUGACAAACAGACUAAUCUGAGCAAGUGUUUUGGUUUUGUUAGCUAUGACAAUCCUGUCUCGGCACAAGCUGCAAUACAGGCAAUGAACGGCUUUCAAAUUGGCAUGAAACGCCUGAAAGUACAGCUGAAGCGCUCAAAAAAUGACAGCAAACCUUACUGACCGUUCUCCCAGAAGCUUUCUGCUCUUAAUUUAGUUUCCUUAGGGUAAGUCUCUUGAGCAAGCCCACCCUUGCUUGGGGUGGGAUUGAGAAAGAACAUAAGAACAUCUGGCCCGCCACCUCUAAGAGACAGCCAUUUGACAAUCCUGCUUCCAUUUUCCCCACUUGUUUAAGAGAAACUUGGCUAACCUAACCAAAAAAAAAAAAAAAAUUGUGGGAUGACCUACAAGAUUUGAAUUAGCAACUCAGAUUUUUUUUUUUUAUUAUUUUAAUGAGCAUUGAAGGGAAAGCACCCAUCCACAUGCUACAAUCUUAAUAAUUAGAGCUGUCAAAAAAGAAAAAUUGCAACUUGACUUUCUCGGCCCUGGUGUCCUUAACACUUUGGAUGAGGAUAAUGAAAGCAAUCCUGAAUUAUCCGAAUGGCACCAGUUCUGAAAUUGCUUAAUAAAGCUAUGGCCCUUGGCCAAGAAAGUGACUCAUUUAGAACACAACAUUUUUUCCAUUACUUCAGUUUGUUUCUUUCUUCUUAUUAAGAAGCUUUAAUAUUUACCAUUCUUAGGGCUUCAGAUUGACACAUGGUUACAUUAUCCUGUUUAAACACUGGUUGUCUUUAUAUAUUUUACCUAUUUGUGUUUUGUUUUCCUUUUUUUUUUUUUUAAGUUCUUCAGGGUUUUGUUUUGAUUUUUUGUUUUUUGUUUUUUUUGUAAAGAGCAUUAGUAUAAAAAAAAGACAUAGAGAUCUGUUUCUAAAGCUACAGGGUUUAAAAAAUAAAUAAAUAAAAAAGAAUGACAAUACUUGAUGUUUCUUGAAAGAUAAAAAUUUAAUAAUAAUAAUAAUAAUAAUAGAUACAAAAGAAAGCCACAGGCCUGUAAAUUUUAUUUGUAAAAAGCAUUUCUAUUUUUAUACAAAAAUUUUUACUGCCUCAGAAAUAAUGGAAGUUAUUUAUUGCCUAUUGUUAACUUAUUGGAUACCUAAAGACCAGCUCUGUCUGGUAGCUAGAUCAUUUUGAAGUAGUCUCUAGAGUACACGUGCCAAGAAUGGGUGCUUUUUCACCGUUGAACCCUACAUCUUUUAUGGUUCAUAAUUUCUCUCCUCUUGUUUGUAUUUUGUCUUUGUUAACUUGUCCGUUCUUUCCAUUAUCUACUUUAAAAUUUAGUUGUCUUGGGGUUUGUUUGUUUGUUUUUUUGCUCUCACUCUUUCUCUUGAUUCCCUUCAAUCCACUUCUACUCCUCUUGAUGUUACCUCUGUUGAAAUGGGGUCUUGAUUCCUUCCCACCCUUUUCCUUCCCCAAAUGAAAUAAGAAUCCUUUUUUAAAAAAAAAGAAAGAAAGAAACCUCCUUUCUAAUGGAUUCUUUGGGGCUCUUUCAUUGUGGCCGUUGUUGACCAAGUGUACAGUUAAUGCAAAUUGUGUGAAUGGCUGGGACUCUAAUGAUGAAAAAAUUUGCAUUAGUUUUCUCCUGCACCCAUUAAAAUGAUUUUUGUUUCUGCUGCAUAGACUCUCCAUAACUUUUUCCUCUUCCUUGUUUUUCCCUAGACAUCUUCAUGCCCGUUAGUUCAUCGUUUGCCUAGCAUGUCCCUGUGACGUCUUAAAAAAGUUUCAUCGUCCCGUCAUUGUUUCUGAUGUCUUUCUGACCUCACAUCAUAAUUUGGUUCUCCUACUGAUCUUUGAUCUAUAGUUUGAACCUUUGAAAUUUGCAUGUGACCUCAUCUAGCUAUAUGAAUUCUGGGAAGUCAAUGUGAAAAGCAUUGCUGCAUUUAUGCAAGAUCAAAAUUUAUUCGUAGUCAAAUUUAUGAUAGGAGUAUUAACACACAUACACACACACACACACACACACACAACCUGUGGCAAAAUGUUUUGUUUAAAGUUUUCGGUGUUCCUUUUUUCCUUUUUUUCCCCUUUUAUUCUUUUCUUUUUUUCUGUAAAAAAAAAAACAGACUUGAAAGUAUUAGACAAGAGACUGGCAUUCUGGCUGGUCUCUUAAUGACAUAGCAAUAUGUGUCCACAUAGGCACAGAAUGUUGGUUUCUAACAGACUACUUCCGAAAUAGUUUGAAAUGAAGAACUGUCUGAUUUUAAGUCUCUAGAGGUCUGUAAUAGUUUUUACAUUUUUCAGGCAGUGUAAAGUUUUUUGAUAAGGCCAUUUUAGGUGGCUCACUUUCUCAUUAAGAAUAUAUAUAUAUAGAACCACUUUUUGUAGAUUAGUAUAAAAAAAUAUUUACCCUGUUUUAGGGCAAAUGCUACCUAUUUGUCACCUUUUGCUGAACUGAUUCACAAGUUAGACAAUCCAUGAAUUAAUGCACAUGAAAAUUACCUAUAUUUUAUACUGUUUCGAUGUACAGGAGAAAGGUUAUUGUAAGCUAUUGUUUCAUUUGGUGCUUUUGUGAAUUAAGUUGUGGUCUCAUCAUUGGGGGGGUUCCUCAUGGUCUUUAAGUGUUCUGUGUUUAUAAACAACAGGUUUGAAAUUGGUUUUUACUUGAAGAUCAACAACAGAACAAAAAAAAUGAAUUUCAAAAAAUGAAAAAAAAAGUUGUUUGCUUAAAAUUAAAAAAAAAAAGUUUUCAUGUGAAAAAUAAAAACUAUUCCAGACUAAGUUUGUGUUGGCUUCUGUGAGGCAUUGAUGUCGAUUUUUUUAAAAUUAUUAUUGUGGACAAUUUCGAUGUGUUUGUGUUCAGCAAAAUGUGAUUCAGUUUUCCUUUUAAAUAAAUAAUAAGAACUCAGUGGGGGGGGAAAAAAUUAGUGCCAAAUUCCAAAGGUACUUCUCUUCCUAGAGCUUCAGUGUGUUUCUUGUGUGAAGUAAUUUGAUAACAUGGGUAUUUUAUUAUGUGUUUUGUAUAAAUCCCUAAUAUUUAAAGGAAAAAAAGAGGUUAAAAAGUUUGUUAACUUGCUAUCCUGUGGUCUUGUUGCCUGAAAUUGUUGUUGUUUGUUAUUUCUCUUGGAUGUUUUUUGUAAAACAUUGUAUAAGUGCCCAUGUUUCCCUUUUCUAACCAUUCUGCGCAUCAAUGCUGUGAAUGCAAACCUCACAAUGUAAUUUCCUCAUAAUGUAUGGAAACCUCUAAGGUGAGAAAGUUUUGAACUUUUAACCCUUUCCACCCAGAGCUGUCUUGAGAGUUAAUACUUUUAUACAUUCACCAUUUUGCUCUUUAUUUUUAUAUACACAUUAUACACACACACACACACACAUAUUUGUGCGUGUAUAUUCAUACACAAAUAUGUACACACACACAUGCAUACACAUACACAUAUACACAUACACACCUAAUUUUUUUGUGCUUUAUUUAAUACAUGGUUGAAAUCAGAAAAAUGCACAGAGCAGAUCUGAAGGACGAAAAAAAAUAUUUUACUGCUGUCUAAAGUUCUUCUGUAUCUAUAACUAAAAAAAAUAUUUAGAAAUUGUAGAGCUCCUUUGUUUUGUUUUGUUUUUUAAAAUCUUUUCUUAAAAAGAGCUUUUAAUAUGCUGCUGGUAUAUGAUAUUCUGUAUUUAAAAAGUAAAAAUAAUUCUUUAAUUAUGUAUUGUGUAACCACUCCUAGAUAGGAGAAUUGAACCCACAAUUUGAAAUCAUUCAAAAAAUAUUUUUAUAAUAAAAUUAAAUGAAUUUUUGAUUAAAUCCAGCGCACUAGAACUUCCUGGAUGAAAUUUUCUUGUGCACUGCAGUUAAACUCCUUUUUAUGGAUGAGGUUUACACACGUCUAAAUGCUCUGAUGUGCUAGCUGCCAUAUUUGUACUAUGUCGGUCCAGAUGCAAUAGAUACAAAGUAGAUAUAGCGGUAUCUUUUGUUAGCAGGAUCCAUUCCUGUUAGCUGAUGAACAUGCAGGCUUCUGACUUGUAGCAAAUCCUCAAAAAGGCAGAAGCAAAAGAUGGCUCUGUAGUUCCUCAACCUGAGAGCAAAUUACAGUAGCCCAAAAUCUGUUUUUGUGAACGUAGGUCUUUAGAGCUUCUGGAUGGAUGCAAGCUAUUGAUGCUCUGAGAAGCAAUUGCAUGUAUGGUGGUUUACACGUAGGGUCUCCUCUGAUGUGAGAUUGGCCUUGCUGCCCAUGAAGUUAUGGGGCUGCUGCAAGUCUUGGGAAGCUGAUGAACAGCUGGGCUCCCAUUCCAGAGAAGAACAUAAAGAUUGCUUUUCAGCAGUUCCUCUGGAGCUGUGGAACAGAUGGGUUACCUGCUUGCAGGACUCUCCAUCUUUUUCCUGUCUCCCAAUCUGGAGAUUUUCCACACGGUCCCUUCAAUCAAAACAUCACGGGACCUUGUCACCAUUCCCUUCUCUUCCCUAGCCCUCUCUUCAUAGCAGCUUCUCUUAGUAAAACCCAGUUGUUCUUUUCAAAGCUUUCCUUUUCCUACAUAGUAAAAAGAAAUCUUAGUAAGACACAGCCCAGGAAGAGAGCAAAAUGAUGCGUCUUGUUGCUGUUUUUAGUAUUUUUCCAUUAAGCAUUGCUAGUCAUCAUCUAGCCCCAUCUCAACCAUGUGCACAGAUCAAAAACCCAGAGUUUCAGAGGUGUUGUCUCAACCCAACACAUUCUAAUGUACACUUUAAAACCAGAACCCCCAUGAAGUAAGUAGCAGGUAUCAACCCAUACUCCUGAUUUGCUUCUCCUCUCCCCUUCCCACCCCACAUGCGCCCCUUUUUUCUUUGUUUCAUUCAGUCUACGGAGCUGGCCGUGUAAUGUUCUUUAGCUGUUGUGAGGACAAUUUGUUUUCUCUGAGCAUUUUGGAGACAUGCCACCCUUGGUUCUGAACAUCAGUGGCAUUCUUAAAUGCAACAGGAAGCAUUGCUAAAUCAGAGCUUCCUAUAUUUCAGAAUGUACUUUAAAAAAACAAUUCAGCAAAGCCAAUGUGUUUGCUGCAGUUGUAUUGUAAGGAGAGACAGACCCAGGCUUAGCAUGGGGAGAUUUACCAUAGCUAGUUGGAAUGUCUUGGCCUGGGGGCAGAAGUAUUCAGAAAUUCACACCUGCCAUUCAUAAUCUAUGAAGUUAUACGAAGGCAGUCAUAGUGGCAGAAGAGGAAGCCAAAUAAGCAAGGCAAUUUAGGGUGCGAUUGUUAUUUUCUUUUUUCUGAAGUGGGUAACAAAAGCGAAGUCCCAUCCUUACAAUACAAAGGUUAUUGUAUUUAUCAGAGGUGUCCAGAAAUUGUGGUCACAAGAAUAAAAAUGCUACAACAGUGCACAUUAAAAAAAAAAAAAAAGAUGGCGCUUCAGUUGUCACAGCCAUCUUGAUUUUUGUGACCGUGCCUGAGGACACAUCUGGUAUUUGCUAUGACAUCAUCCUUUGGGUGACGUCUUAUUCAUUCCACAAGCAGCAUGAACCCAUGAGCUGAGCUAAUAGCACCCAUACAUCCACAGUUGAAGGCGCUGCAGUUCACAAAUGUUUCUGCCAUUGUAAAUAUGACCAUCUUUAAGAGGCCACAGGACUUCACCAUUUUUACUCAGUAAAAAACAAGGCAUGGAAAAGCUACAGGGGAUUAAUUUAAUUUUGCUACAUAAGGAAGUUACAGAGUUGAUAUGUUUAUUGUUCCUGCUGGGUUCUGGUCACUUCAUAGCCAUAGAGCUCUGCAUAACUCAGAAAUUUGCAUGUUCCAUCAAUAGAAAAUUAUGAAACAUAAAGAUAGUUGCUUAGCUAUUUUGUAUCUCUUAUUAUCUGUUGUAAACAAUACGUGGGCAUGACCCUGUAAGCAUGUACUGUACUACUUACUUACUAUCUGUUCACAUCAAAGGGAAAAUUCUGCAAAUUCUUAGAUUUUUGCAGAAUAAUAAACAAGGAACUAAGGAAUGAUAACACUUCAUUGCCUUGUUUCUUUGAAGUUAGAUCGAACAAAAUAGCACUCCUAUUCAUCAACUAAAUUUUGGUAUUCUGUAGUGGCAAAUAUAAACCUUUUUUCAAGCCAAGAUUAUUUCAGCAGCUUUUCAUGCUACUGAUUUUUUAAAAAGUGCCAAAAUCAUUUCCUAUUGUCUAAUCCUUUUCACUCUCAUUUAAAACAUCUCCCAUUUUUCCAAUUCCCCAUAUGAAUUAUUUUUAAGAAGGCAGGUGAUAAUCUACCAGUUUGCUUUUACAUUAUUUCUAAAGGAGGAGGAGGAAGUAGGUUUAUUUUUAGAGAAGCCGUAGAUGGCAAACACUAGAAUCCAAAUAUUGCAGAGUGAGAGAGAAGAAAGCAAGAAAAAGAAUUCUAACACAGAGAUAUUCUCAGUUAAUAGAUAAGUGCUCCAUGAUUGUCUCAUGUUUCUUCUUCUGGGGCCUUGCUGAACCCUUGAGGGCUAACUUCGUACUUGUUACACCAUUUUAUUUGUUAACAUACACAGUAAUAUAAUAGGAGAUCAUGAAACAUUUUUCCAGGACGUUAUUGUUCAGCAUCUAACAUUUCCCAAAUAAUCAUGUUGUUUGGAAAAGAAAAUCAGAUGCCACAUAAGAAAACUCAUGCUUCUUUCACAUCAACUGGGGCUUAUUUCAAAACCCCACACCAAACCUGUUAAAAUGGCAGCCAACACAAUUAUGAAUGCUUUGUCCUGCUGGUGCUAAACUCCAUAACUUCUGUCUUAUGAAUUUGCACCUAUCCAAGUGGGAAGCUUUCUUCUCUCUCUCUCUCUCUCUCUCUCUCUCUCUUUCUCUCCUUGCCAGCCCCAUUCCUCAUUAUUUCCCAGGCAUUGUUCAUUUUGCAGCCCCAAGGGAACUCUUGAUUUUCAAAGAGAAGUUUAAUUUGCAAUAUUGGGCCAUUUUCCUAGGGACAAAUUACUGAGAGGAAAAGAAGGCACCGGCAUAAACAGGAAAAAAAAGCUAUCACUUUCUCAACAGUUUCUACCCCUGAAUAAGAUACAUACUGCUGCUGCAUUUGCAGCAUAAAAAGAUUGCAAGGGAAAAACCAGCUAGCAAAACCAAGGCCUUAUGCACUGCACUUCUUGUACACAGGUUCUUCAUAUAUAAAAGAUGAAACAUUGAAAGGAAACUGUGAGAGUGCAAAGGGCUUUUAUUUAUAGAGGAAGAAAAAAAAGAAAAUAAUAAUAAUAAUAAUAAACCAGGAAUGGUUGCAUUUCAAAAUUUAACUCCGAAAGCACAAAACAGUAGUUUCCCAACCAAAUUAGUUAUGCGAAAUGGCCGUAUUCAAAGGUGUAACAAGUUCAUCUUUCUUUCACCAUAGGGGUUAUUUCUCAGCUUGUGCUACUCUUUGGCUCAUGUUGCUGUUUCUGUUUCUAUUAACUUAAGUGCUAAUUAACAAAAAAAAAAAAAUUAAGUAAUUUCAUUGUUUUUUCUGAAUAAUGUCAUAUCCUGUGUACCAGGUUUUGGGGAGGGGGGGGAGGACGUUGUGCUGUGAGAAAUUGUUGUUUGUCAACUAAUGACAACUUUUUUAAGUUGAGAGCAUCAAAAACUCAGGAAAUGAUCCAUUCCUACCACAGAUGUGGCAUUCAUGCUCAGGGAAUUCUUCGGGCUCGGCAGAGCUCAGUGUUGCUCAUGGAAAUUAUUCUUGACCCCCUAUGAAUUAAGAGAGGAGGGUCUUCCUGUGACAGCCAGGCCCUUCAGCAUCUUGACAAGUUCUGCAUUCCUAUGCAGAAGGUAAAAGCAGAUUUUUCUUCAACCCCCUUAUGAAUUCUCAGUGUAUGGGAGCUGAGCCUGUGAUACAAAUGGAUUAUAACCUAGGUUUUUGCUUCUUUCUAUUUUUAUUUUGUCUAAGAAAAGCCAAAGUUACUGCAAUGUAGUGAGAAACUGUAAGACCAUUUUGAGUAUUGUUUCUGUUUUGUCGAUGCAUUUGGAUUUUGCUGUUUGAUGGAAUUUGAGCCAAAAGCAAAAUGGAAAACGAAAUGAGGAAAAUAAAACAAACCAACCAAGUAACCAACCACAGGCUUUCCUGCUUAUAAAACUUGAUUGUACGCACGCAUUUUGUACCAGUGGAAAUUUUUUAUACUGGAGAUUUAAACAAAAAUGGGGGGAAAAAAUAUGGCGGCUUACUCUUGGGAGCCCCCCUGAUCAUAACUGUUUUUCAAGUUUGAUUUCCAGUUGACUGAAAGAAAGUUGGCUUAGUUUAGAAAAUUUAAAACAAACUUUGGCUUGGUUUUAUCCUUUCCAUUUGCUUAUAUUUAGUGUUUAGGAUUUUGUGUUUUAAAACACGCGGUAAGUUUCACUUUUUAUUCUGUAUUGUGCAGUUUCACAAUAUUAACAAAUUAGAAUUUAGGAGUACACAGUCACUUUAAGUGGAUAUAUGUAUUAGGGUUUUGUUUUUGUUUUUAAAAAAAGUAGGGUUUGCUUUUUUGCUGUUUAGAUCAAAAGGUUUUCCUGGUUCUUCUGUCUUCAUUGUGAACAUAACUGUGUAGUUGAAACAGUCAAACUUAUUUUUGUAACGUAUGUUAUUGUGUGAUGCAGUUUUUUGCUUCUGUCUCCAAUAUUAAACCAUUUUCCUAAUACUUGUCUCACUUUCUCUCUGUAUGUUGUACUGUUGGUAGUCAUUCCGUGUUGGUAAUACAUUUGCACACCUCACUGUUGCACGUCCCUGUUGAUUUUUUUUUCUAUUCGUUGUGUACAAAAGAUACAGUCGAUUCCACUAAGUGAACCUCUGAUUGGAGAAUGAAUGCAGAUUUGCUGUAUUUACCCACCCACCCCCAUCUUCUUUGCCUCCUCUAUCCCCCGUUGCCUUUGAUUGUAAUUAUUAGGGUGAAGUCACACUGAAGAUGCCUCUAAAAAGAUAUGUGUGCGUGUGUGUUUGUGUGUGUGUGUGUGUGAGAGAGAGAGAGAGAGAAUGAGAGAGAGAGAACCUACAUACAGAGAAAGAAACAAAGUCGCCAAGUUUUCUCUAGUGACUAAAAAGGGAUAUACUUCUCCUCUGUAGGAUCACAUUAAGUUUACUAUUAAAAUAUUUUCUUCAUGGGAGAAGAAAAACUUUUUCAUGUUUCAGAAUUAUUCAGCAAAACUCUGGCAUCAUAACUAAUUUGCCAGUUUUCAGAAGUGUAAAAUUUUUAAACACAGGUAGAAGACCCUAAGUUAAAAUCUACCAGGCUUAUUAUAGACAUCUUUUUUUAAAAAAAUUGAGAGUUCAAGGAGAACAUUGAAUUUAUUAAAACUACCCAAAAUUAAAAAAAAUAAGUAAUCAGGAAAGGUGCUAAACUGAGCUAUUUUGAAUUUAGCAUGCAAGGUAGCUCUUUUUCAGGGCGGGUAAUCAAACCACAUGGAUCUCCUAGGAGAGCGGCAACUACUUCAGUCUUAAAUUCCCCUUAAGAGCAGGUGAUGAUGCUCUUUUUAAAAAUUCCAUAUAUAUAUAUACACACACCCCCGUGAUGCUGUUUUGAUUUUUUCUCAGUGCAACGCUCUUAUAGAAAACCAACUACUGACUGUAACUGGCUUUCUGUAAUUUCUCUUCAUUUGAUUCAUCAGACACUCAAAUCUAUCAGGUAGGAAAGGGAACUUUCUAGAAAGAGGAACUUCUCUCCCUUGCAUGGGACUCAAGCCAUAAAAUUAUCCUUUUCCCCAAACUCAGGAAUUUAAGACCACUUAAAAGUGCUCUUACGCGAUUUUCCUUGUGAUGUUUAUGUCCCCUAUUAGUAUUUUGGUUUUGACGUGGUUGAGUGGGCUGUGCUCAAUCUCGUGCUUCUGCCAACUCAGUUUGAGGGAAGCACGUAUAUAACCUAAUUUGCCUGUCUUCUGCUUUACAGAGCCCGGUUUACAAGUUUCUGGGCUUGUAGAUUUCAGAAGCAAAUUUGCAACUGCCUGCAACGUGGCUUCCUCGGUGCCUGCCCCCUAAAAUCCCAACCUCUCUUUCUGUUUUCCGAUUACCUCAACAGUUUAGCUGCACAAUAGGACCAUAACUGAUGAGGUAACAGGGUGCCUGUGAUGUCACAAAAAAAAUAAAUAAAAUUCUCUUGAAACCAUUGGAAAGAUGGUACCAUCUUCCCAGGAGAUAAUAGGAGCCUUAAUUGUGACACAUGAUGACAAUCACUUAUUUCAGUGUAAAAAAAUGCAAGCUUUAAAAAAAAUGGAAUCAAAGCUUAUCUGGAUAUACAUUUUCAACUGACUAAUUGUAGGACCAUUUUUAAAAAAACAGCAUGAUUGAAAUCAAUGUGGUUUAAGUAGAAGCCCAUCUCCCCAAGGGGAACCUGGGUGCAAUUCCCAUUUCAGUGGCUCAGUUCCCAUGGUCAUGCCAUUUAUUUCUUUCAGAUGCACAUCAAUGGUUGUGAAAUAUACCUCUCUGUCAACCAGUUUAGACCCUGAAUUAGCCUAGCAUUAAAAAUUAUUCAAAUCAGGGUUUUUUUUUUGUACAUUCAGUGGUGAAGCAGAAAAUGGCAAGUAAGAAUUCUCAGCGAAGUUAGGAGCCUCUUCUUUCAUUCAGAUACAUAAAAACUUCAUUGGCUGCCAAAUAGCAUUUAAGUCUAUAUAUUUACGCUAUAAUUGUAUACCUCAUCUUUGUCAUUCCAGGAUAAAGAUUCUGAAAAAAAAGAAAGAAAUAGAUUAUCUCUGAGCUAGUUGGACAAACCGGCGCUGAAAAAUCAUAGAUGUGAAAAGCAGACAGGAUAAAUAACAAACAUCUCUGGAUGAGAAGAAUUAGAAUUAGAAUUAGAAUUAGAAUUAGAAUAGAAUAGAAGAAUAGAAUAGAAUAGAAUAGAAUAGAAUAGAAUAGAAUAGAAUAGAAUAGAAUAGAAUAGAAUAGAAUAGAAUAGAAUAGAAUAGAAUUCUUUAUUGGCCAAGUGUGAUUGGACACACAAGGAAUUUGUCUUUGGUGCAUAGGCUCUCAGUGUUGCAAUGUGAAAAAUUGCAGGACAAACAAGCCAGCUUCCAUAAUUGACAUCUUCCAAUAGUUCUGAAACUACAUCCCCCAUAUGUCUCAGCGAGGGAUUUGGAAAUUCUGUGGGAUAUUGUUCCACCGUAUCUGAAGAGCAUCUGGUUAGGCAAGAUGGCUUAGUUGUCUACAAAAGACCUGUGAUCCAACAACCCGAAUGCAACACAGCCUCUGUGUGUUGAUGGCUUUUCUGUUGGUUGACAAUCUUGUUCUCCAGACCUAGACAACAUAGGACAUUUUCCUGAGCCCUGGUUAGGUUGGAGGCUGGGCUUCAAAUUAUGCAGGCCUAGUCUUUCAAAGUAGAGGUUAGAAGAACAUAUAAUAUUAGCAACUGUUUGCACCUAAAUGUAUGUGCCAGUACGAGAGAAACAGCACCCGUUUGAUCCUGCAGAUGACUAGAGGUGGGUUUGUCCUUAGUUGGAAGGUCAGCUGGGAAAAAACAACAACCAUCUGUGAAAUGACUUGGAGAAAAUGGAGGUGGGGGGAUCUGAAGCAUUCCUACGCAUCAGCCAUUUGCUUUUGGAUUCCAAAAUUUGAGGAAAUAAUGGAGCUGGUAAACUGCUGAGGAACUGGCAGGUCCGGGGCCUUCUUUCAGUUGUUUCUUAUAAGCCACACUUGGUGUGUCUCUGUAGCCACUUUUGGAGAUGGUCAUCUCCUUUUCUUGCUACUCCCUGUUGAGGAAUCCUCUUGAGAUGAUACUUUUUCUACCUUGAAUAGGAGCCCGUCUACGCAUAUCAACGCAUAGGCGCCUAUCCAUCCAUACCUUCAAAAUCCAGGUGUUAGUUUUUCAGUACGGCUACUCUAUGACAGGAAAACAAGGAAUGCUCUACCCUCCUCAAAGUUCCUCUGAGAACUGGAUAAUUCAGUCCCCCUACCCCCACCCCCCAAGGUCCUUACUUUCGUCAAGAAAUCAGCCAUUCCAUUCAUAGUAAUGGUACUAGAGGCUUACUGUAGACAGUGGUGUAUUUUCAUCAGUGCUUUCAAUCUGGUUAGAUGUCCUACAGGCUGCAGCCCAUAUGUGGGGUCAAGAAGGUGGCUGCCACUGUGUGAUCAAAGCCCCACUCCUUCUUUUGAAGGAAUCUCAUGUUUAAAAAAGAAAGAAAGAAAGAAACAGGCAGGAGCUUCAAAAGUCCAGUCAGGCCCACCGUUUUGACUCUUAUUCCUACCCUCACUCCCUGGUGCAAUGGGAAGCACCCAUUGUGACAUUGACAAGGACCAAAGCCAUGGCGUGUUUAGACCCACCCCUCCCCUCCCCGAAAUUAUGUAUAUCUGUUCUAGAGCAAUUAUUACUUUUUAAAAGAAAAAGGAAAAAUAAUCCCAAUCUGGCUGUCUCCAGGCAUUAGGCGAUCCAAGCCAAAAAGGUGUACUGUGUUUCAUUCCUGAUAAGUGAAUAAAGCAUUGUGAUCAAACAAUCAGGUUAUUCACUUAUCAGGAAUCGACUGUACUGCUGGUUCGUUUCGUCCUUCAUCUCCUGUUGUAAUUUCACUAUUUUGCUGUGUCCUGUUUGUUUCUCCUCCUCUCUUCUUCUUUUUUUUCUUCUUCUUCCUCUUCUUCCUUUUCCUUCUCCUCUUUCUCCCCCUCUUCCUCUUCCUCCUUCUCCUCCUCUUCCCCCUUCUCAAUUUCUUCUUUGGCCCUUUUCUUCUCUCUGUAAACCCCCCCCCCUUUUUUUUUUUCCUCUGUCCUCUCUUUUUCUCAAAUGCUCUAGCACAAUCACUGGAACUCCCAUCUUUUGAUCAUGAAACAUGCUCUAAAAGUGGGGAACAACCAUGUUAACAAAAUCUAUGCACUUGCUAUCAGGAACUAAAAUAUUGGGUGUGUGUUAUAUCUGCUAAGUACGUGAUUUCUUAAAUGAAGCUAGUGAAAGGGUUCUGUCUGUCUGUAAAAAAAAAAAAACCUGAUGAUGGGUUAAAAGAGUUUUUAGGGGUUGUGCUUUAUUUUUGUUAAAAACUGAAAAGGGGAUGCAAAAAGAUCUUUAAAAAAAAAAGUUCUGCCAUGCCAAAUAUUUGUUUGUUUGUUUUGAUUUCCUUUGUUUGCGUGUUUAUUUGUGUGUUUAUUUAUUUAUUUAUUUUAAUUAUUUAUUUUUGUACGGUACGUUUUAAUCUAUUCCGUGGAACUGGGGUGAGCACGGCCUUUACAAGAGAGGAGUAGGGUACAUUUCUGAGGGCACAAGCAACAAUUUCUUGAAAGCCAAGAUUGUUUAAUUAAAACCUGUUCCUUUUACAAUGUAAAGGCUAUAUUAAGUAGAAAGAUUAUUUUUCUUACUAAAUAUGAAGCCAUUUUUUUGGACACCAGAGAACAGUUAAAAGUGUCUGAUGUUUGCCAUAUACCAUAAUAAACUUAUUAUGUGUCUGAA
This is a messenger RNA of Pantherophis guttatus, 15247 nucleotides long. NCBI's taxonomy places the organism in Eukaryota, Metazoa, Chordata, Lepidosauria, Squamata, Colubridae. The record is from RefSeq and is a predicted model, not a curated record.